GUUCCUGCCACCUACGGCUCGAAGCUACACGCCCCUGGUCUCGGCAGCUCAGCUCUCGGCUCUGUUCAGAUUUAUUAACCCCCCCCCCGGUAGCGGGGGCGGGUGGAUUCCACCCGCGGGCUGGAGCGGCCGCCAGCUAACCGCGCCUCGCGCCCCCUCGCGCUCCCCGCCGGGCCCCGCAGCCCGCCAGUGACGUCAAGGACGCUGCCCCGGAAGCGCUCGUGUCUUUCCCCGUCUGUGUGUUAUCGCUUCCGGGCGGCGGGUCCCGCCCUUUCCGGUCUGGGCUGGCGGCGAGGUAUCUUCUCUUGCACAUCCCUGUGUGGUAGCAUAUAGAAAAAUAAGAUGCAGAACGACGCUGGGGAAUUUGUGGACCUGUAUGUGCCUCGUAAAUGCUCUGCUAGCAACCGAAUAAUCGGUGCGAAGGACCAUGCUUCCAUUCAAAUGAAUAUUUCUGAGGUUGACAAGGUCACAGGCAGAGUCAAUGGCCAGUUCAAAACUUAUGCCAUAUGUGGAGCAAUUCGUAGGAUGGGUGAAUCUGAUGAUUCUAUUCUGCGUCUGGCAAAAAAUGAUGGGAUUGUUUCCAAGAAUUUCUAACUGAAGAGGCACUCUGAUAUGGAACAUUUUGUUGUAAAAUAAACAGCUUAAACGUA
This is a messenger RNA of Chelonia mydas (Green sea turtle), 650 nucleotides long. RefSeq names its product ribosomal protein S21 (gene RPS21). Lineage: Eukaryota; Metazoa; Chordata; Testudines; Cheloniidae. The record is from RefSeq and is a predicted model, not a curated record. Gene Ontology annotation, molecular function: structural constituent of ribosome. Gene Ontology annotation, cellular component: ribosome; cytosolic small ribosomal subunit. Gene Ontology annotation, biological process: endonucleolytic cleavage in ITS1 to separate SSU-rRNA from 5.8S rRNA and LSU-rRNA from tricistronic rRNA transcript (SSU-rRNA, 5.8S rRNA, LSU-rRNA); translation; endonucleolytic cleavage to generate mature 3'-end of SSU-rRNA from (SSU-rRNA, 5.8S rRNA, LSU-rRNA). Bases 343 to 594 code for a protein of 83 amino acids. The transcript is spliced from 6 exons.